Molecule: messenger RNA, 1782 nt
Organism: Closterium sp. Yama58-4
Lineage: Eukaryota; Viridiplantae; Streptophyta; Zygnematophyceae; Desmidiales; Closteriaceae
Source: the annotation of a GenBank genome assembly
AUGGCCUCUAUUCGCGUUCUUUCCUUCGAUGCUGAGGGCCGUCCCGUGCAGUUCACUUCCUGGCUCGACGACCUGCAGUUGUAUCUUAUGAGCAAUAGCACGGACCACGUCUCCCUCUAUGACUACGCGUCUGGUGCUGCCGCUGCUCCAGCUGCCACAGCCGAGCUUAGUGUACGUUCACAGUGGCAGACUCGUGACGCUGCAUCUCGCCUGGCUAUUCGCAGUCACCUGCCGUUCGCUGAGCUAGAGCACUUUGGCGACUGCAAAACCGCUAAAGCCCUAUACGACGCUGUCGUUGCUCGCUACUCCUCACCUGCCACAGCCGAGCUUAGCCGCCUCAUGCUGCCUUACCUGUUCCCUGAGCUGUCCACCUUUGCUACAGUCGCCGAUCUCAUCACCCACCUUCGCACUAGUGACGCUCGCCUGCGUGCCGCCCUUCCCACCGAGUUCUGCGCUAAGAACCCCCCUCCACUGUACUGGACGCUCCAUUUCAUAGUCACCCGUCUCCCUGACACCCUCAGCUCAGUCCGAGACUACUUCCUUGCCCGCUGUCCCACUGAGCUCACAGUCGCCCUCCUAGAGGAGAAGCUGCUAGCAGCCGAGAAGAGCAUUGUAGCUGUAGGUGCUGCUCGUGGCGCUCCUCGCACCCCCAUCUUUGAGGGGUGUUCUCCCUCUCCCCUCGCUCCCUCCUACGCUACUGCUGCUGCUGUUGACCUCCUUGGUGCUGAGUCUGCUGGCGCUGCUUCUGCUCCUGGUGGGAGGCGCCGCACCGGCAAGGGCAAGGGGGGCAAGGGUGGCGGGGGUGGCGCUGGGGGGGGAGGUGGUGGGGGAGGUGGGGGAGGAGGCGGUGCCGGAGGGAGCGGUGGCGGGAGUGCUGGUGGGAGUGGAGGCAGCGGUGGGGGCGGGGGCGGCGGCGGGAGUGGUGGCAGCGGUGGCGGCGGUGGCAGCGGCGGUGGCAGUGGUGGCGGUGGCGGUCGGAGCGGCGGUAGUGGCGGCGGUGGUGGUCGGAGUGUAGGCCCUAGCUCGGGCCAGACCUCUCAGCAGCAGCAGCGUCCUCAGACGACCCAGCAGCUCCGUGAGUGGCUUGCUCAGCGUAGGACGUCGGGAGGCAGUGGUCGCUGUUCCUAUGUCAUUCGCACAGGUGAACGCAAGGGGCAGAAGUGUGGGAGGUUCCACACCCAGUACCGCUGCUUCUCCCGCCUUGACGACGCUUGGCGUGAGGAGAUGGGCGAGGAGGUUGAGUGCCCCCGCUGGGCUGAUCUGAUGAGGGCUGGUGUUGAUAUCUUUGCUCUUGAUUAUGAUGCUAUUAUUGCUGCCAUGUAUGCAUUGACUGUUAGUGCUGAGGGGGACUGUUACUUGUGUGUGCCGCCUGACCCAGGUAUAGAGCCCACUGCCCUAGGUACCAGCGAGUCUGCUCUCUCAGGUACUGUGCCUUCCGAGGCUACUCCCUUCGGUACACCCCCUCCUGCUAGCGAGUCUGCGCUCUCCGGUACUGCGCCCGCUGAGGCCUUGCACACCUUCACGCUUGACUCAAGUGCUUCCCGCUGCUUCUUUCGUGACAGUACUAAGCUCACUCCCCUCCCUGCACCAGUUCCAGUCUCCCUGGCUGACCCCUCCGGGGGUCCAGUUCUUGCACGGUCUACCACUGUGCUUCCCUGUCCGGCGGUUCCGUCUGGCUCGUUGUCGGGUUUCCACCUCCCCUCGUUCUCUACGAACUUGGUGAGCAACGCUGUUAUCCAGGAUCACUGGGUUGACACCUUCACCCCUGGAGGACAGCUGUGA